Ipomoea nil (Japanese morning glory) is the source of this 1292-nucleotide messenger RNA. Its product is annotated as putative dihydroflavonol 4-reductase. The transcript has 5 exons. The coding region runs from base 73 to 1197 and encodes 374 amino acids. Lineage: Eukaryota; Viridiplantae; Streptophyta; Magnoliopsida; Solanales; Convolvulaceae. The record is from RefSeq and is a predicted model, not a curated record.
UUUAAAACUGUCUGCUGUGUCGAUAUAGUCCUCGCUUGAGUGCUUGACUGCGUGUUAACGAGGGAGCGAAGAAUGGGGAAGAAAUUAUUGGUGACAGGCGCUUCCGGUUACUUAGGCGGGCGUCUCUGUCACGCUCUUCUCAAUAACGGCCACCACGUCAGGGCGUUCGUCCGCCGAACUAGCGACCUCUCGUCCCUACCUCCGCCCACAGACGCCGGAAGUAGUGGUGCCGGAGCUUUGGAAUUCGCGUUCGGAGAUGUCGCCUACUACGAGUCGCUCCUGGAAGCCUGCUCCGGUUGCCAUGUCAUCUUCCACGCUGCAGCGCUAGUUGAGCCUUGGCUUCCAGAUCCAUCUAGAUUCAUGACCGUUAAUGUUGGAGGAUUGAAAAAUGUCUUACAAGCAUGUAAAGAAUCAGGGACAGUAGAGAAAAUCAUAUAUACAUCGUCGUUUUUCGCGUUAGGAUCAACUGAUGGAAAUAUUGCAGAUGAAUCUCAAACUCAUCCUGAAAAAUUCUUCUGUACGGAGUAUGAGAAAUCAAAGGUCAUGGCUGAUAGGAUGGCAUUAGAAGCUGCAGCUGAGGGAGUGCCGAUAAUCCCUGUUUAUCCAGGAGUAGUUUACGGUCCAGGAAAGCUCACGGCUGGAAAUGUGUUUGCUCGUUUGAUAAUAGAGAGAUUUAGUUGGCGCUUACCUGGUUACAUAGGCCAAGGAAAAGAAAAGUUUUCGUUCAGUCAUGUUGAUGAUGUUGUGAAUGGGCACAUUUCAGCCAUGGAUAAAGGUCGUCUCGGUGAAAGAUAUCUUCUUACAGGUGAAAAUGCAUCCUUCAAAGAUGUUUUUGACUUGGCUGCUGAAAUCACUCUUACAAAGAAGCCUCGUUUUGGUAUCCCAUUAGCGACUAUUGAAGUUUAUGCUUGGAUAUCAGUUUUUUUCUUCAGAAUAACUGGGAAGCUUCCUCUAAUCAGCCCACCAACAGUCCAGGUUCUGAGACAUCAGUGGGCUUAUUCCUGUGAGAAGGCCAAGGCAGAGUUGGAUUACAACCCCAGAAGCUUAAAAGAAGGUUUGACUGAGGUACUCCUUUGGUUGAAGAACUCCGGAUUGAUUCAGUACCCAGGGGCGGAGCCAGAGGCAGAGCCAGGGGCGGACCCAGGGGCAGAGCCAGAUGAUGAGGGGGACCAAGUACCAUUAUUAAAGAGUGAAUAAUUAAAUAUAUUAAUAUUCAUUUAACAUAUUUCAAAAUACAUUAUUACAUUACAAAUCUACUAAAACCCAGUAGCUGAUUAAUAUUUUCUUUUUAA